Molecule: messenger RNA, 1308 nt
Organism: Ipomoea nil (Japanese morning glory)
Lineage: Eukaryota; Viridiplantae; Streptophyta; Magnoliopsida; Solanales; Convolvulaceae
Exons: 2
Coding region: 1-1308 (435 amino acids)
Source: RefSeq, a predicted model, not a curated record
AUGCAACAUGAAGCAUUCCAGAUGUACCAAGAAGCAAAUGAUCAACGCUUCCAACGGCAGCAAGAAACAAAUGAUCAACGGUUCCAACGAACAGAGGCAUCACUUGCCAGGAAUGAGGCUUCACUAGCUAGAAAUGAGACUUCUUUAAGAAAACUAGAAGUACAAGUGGGGCAAAUCGCUGAAUCUUUGCAAGGCCAUGUGCCAGGUACAUUACCCAGUCAACCUGAAGAAGCUAAGGUUAUGACUGUUUUAAGAAGUGGUAAAAUUACUGAAAAUAAUGGGAAAGAGAAUACCACUUCUCAACCAACUAAAAUAGUUGAAAACUUGCAUGUUGAUAAAGAUGUGAAUAAGGAUGAACCCAAGUUGCAUAAAUCUGUUAAUCCUUAUGUGCCCCCUAAGCCCUAUGUUUCCCCAGUUCCAUUCCCUGGUAGAUUGAAAAAUUCAAAAUUUGAUAAAUCAUUUUUUGAAAUUUAUGAUUUGUUGUCAAAAGUGCAUGCGAAUUUGCCUUUGUUAGACAUGAUUAAAAAUAUGCAUGCAUAUGCUAAGUUUUUGAAAGAACUGAACACCAGGAAGCGUAGGUAUGAACAUAAUGAAAAAGUUUUUAUGUCUAAAACUGUAAGUGCUGUUUUUCAAACUGACUUGCCCCCAAAAUUAGAGGACCCCGGUAGUUUCAUAAUAACUAUUACAGUGGGGAAUUCUAAGCAAGAAACAGCAAUGCUUGAUUUAGGGGAAAGCAUUAACUUGAUGCCAUAUUCUGUUUAUUUACAAUUGGGUCUGGAUAAAUUGAAAUCUACUACAAUGUCUCUCGAACUUGCUGAUCGCUCUAUUAGAUAUUCUAGGGGCAUUAUAGAAGAUGUUUUGGUCCAGGUUGAUAAAUUGAUAAUUCCAGCUGAUUUUGUUGUGUUAGACAUAAAUAAAAAGUGUAAUCAUGAGCAGGAUAUGCCUAUUUUGCUUGGCCGACCCUUCAUGGCCACAGCAAAAACAAUGAUUGAUGUCCAAAGUGGAAAAUUAACAAUGACUGUCCUUGAUGAAACUGUUGAAUUUUCUGUUCUGAAAUCAAUGAAAUUCCCUGAAAUCAAUAAUAAUCAUUGUUUUGCUAUAGAUGUUUUAGAUUCAAUAAUUUCUGCUGAGUUCUUAGAUGAAUAUCGGUUGAAGGUCGAAGAGACUGAGGCUGAUGAAGUCGAACCUCACCAAAUCCCAAAAACAGAUGGAAGUGGUAAAGGAGGUUCAGUUACAGGCUGUUUUGAGCAAACCGAGGAAGUACACCCUCAUUCCAUUGAAGCUGAAGUUCCACCCAAGUUCGAAUAA